AGGAAGGGGAAGCGAGCCCGCCGAGAGGUGGCGGGGGCUGCUCACGCCGAGGGCCACAGCGGCCGCGCUCCGGCCGCGCUCCGCCGCUGCGCGCCCCGCGGGGCCAGCCCGGCCGGGCGGGGAUGCUGGGGCCGCGGGCGCCGUGGCUGUGCUGCUGGUGGUGGGGGCUGCUGUGCAGCUGCUGCGGGCCCCCGCCUCUGCCCGCCGCCGCCGCCGCCGGGGGGGCGCUGCUGGGGGACGGCGGGAGCCGGGGCCACGCGGAGCCCACGCCGCCGCCGCCGCCGUCCUCCUCCUCCUCCUCCACCUCCUCCUCCUCCACCACCUCCUCCUCCUCCACCACCUCCUCCUCCUCCGGCUUCCUCUACCGGCGGCUCAAGACGCACGAGAAGCGCGAGAUGCAGAAGGAGAUCCUGUCGGUGCUGGGGCUCCCGCACCGGCCCCGGCCCCUGCACGGCCUCCCGCCGCCGCAGCCCGCGGCGUUCCCGCAGCAGCAGCCUCGCGGGGAGCCCCCCCCGGGGCGGCUGAAGUCCGCGCCCCUCUUCAUGCUGGAUCUGUACAACGCCCUGGCCGCCGCCGACGACGAGGGCUGGGAGGCGGACGAGCAGAGGCGGCCGCGCGGGCCCCGCGGAGGGGCCGGCUCGUCCCCGCCCCGGCGGCCGCCCCCCGGCGCGGCGCCCCCGGGCGGCAGCAGGAGCCUCGUGGCCGCGGGACCCGGCGGCGGCGGCGGCGGCGGCGCGUCCGCACUGACCAGCGCGCAGGACAGCGCCUUCCUCAACGACGCGGACAUGGUCAUGAGCUUCGUGAACCUGGUGGAGUACGAGAAGGAGUUCUCCCCUGGCCAGCGACACCACAAAGAGUUCAAGUUCAACUUAUCCCAGAUUCCUGAGGGUGAGGCGGUGACGGCUGCAGAAUUCCGAAUCUACAAGGACUGUGUUGUGGGGAGUUUUAAAAACCAAACUUUUCUUAUCAGCAUUUAUCAAGUCUUGCAGGAGCAUCAGCACAGAGACUCUGACCUAUUUUUGUUGGACACCCGCAUGGUGUGGGCCUCAGAAGAAGGCUGGCUGGAAUUUGACAUCACAGCCACUAGCAAUCUGUGGGUCGUGACCCCACAGCACAACAUGGGGCUACAGCUGAGCGUGGUGACUCGGGAUGGACUCCCCAUCAACCCCCGAGCCGCAGGCCUGGUGGGCAGAGAUGGGCCUUACGACAAGCAGCCCUUCAUGGUGGCCUUCUUCAAAGUGAGUGAGGUCCACGUGCGCACCACAAGGUCGGCCCCCGGUCGGCGCCGCCAGCAGAGCCGCAAUCGCUCUACCCAGUCCCAGGAUGUGUCACGGGUCUCCAGCGCCUCAGAUUACAACAGCAGUGAGUUGAAAACGGCCUGCAGGAAGCAUGAGCUGUAUGUGAGCUUCCAAGACCUGGGAUGGCAGGACUGGAUCAUUGCACCCAAGGGCUAUGCCGCCAACUACUGUGAUGGAGAAUGUUCCUUCCCACUCAACGCGCACAUGAACGCGACGAACCACGCCAUCGUGCAGACGCUGGUCCACCUCAUGAAUCCUGAGUACGUCCCCAAACCGUGCUGCGCGCCAACUAAGCUGAACGCCAUCUCCGUUCUUUACUUUGAUGACAACUCCAAUGUCAUCUUGAAAAAAUACCGGAAUAUGGUUGUCAGAGCUUGUGGAUGCCACUAACUCCUCAAAACCAGCUGCUGGGGACACACACACAGCCUUGGGUUCCCAGAUAACAUCUGCCUUAAAAAAACAAAAAACAAAAAAAAACAAAAACAAAAAAAAGGAGGACGGGGACGGGGGAGGCGCGGCCUUGAAGGGGCCCCAGGCCGGUUGGUGCCCCGCUGCCCCAGCGGCUUCCCAGGGCCUCCGAAGAAUUUGCUCACACGGUCAAGGGCGCGGGUAGUCGCUGGUGUGCGGGGAGCAGGGUUUGGACGUCGGCGGUAGAGUCUGGUAACGACAGAAGCAUCGCUUUGAGGCCCCCCCCCCAAGAGCCCACCCAAACUAGCUUUAGCUUUAGAUGAAGCUAUUUGUGGUGUGAGUGAACAGGGGAAAUGACCCUAAGAGGAGGAAGAGUGAUCUUGGCUGAGGCGCCGGCCCGGUCCGGAGUUUGUCACAACUGGAACUGGGUGGGGGGCUGCCCCCCCGAGAAGGGCAGUUCAUGCAGGUGUGCGGCCCAGGCCGCCCCCGGGGCCGCGUGGAAGUGCCUUUUCUGUCGCUGCCCUUAGCAGGGUGGAGGCCCGCGGGUGUGGGACACAGAUUUCGGUUGAGCAGCUGUGUCACUCCCACACCUCGGCCCGUCCCCCCAUUGGUGGCCCCGCACACCGGUGCUGGCCACGGACCGCGCCCCGAGGCCGGCCCUGCCCCUCUCGGGUUCUGGAAAAAGCACAUUAGCCCCAGGAAGGCCGGCUCUAGGAUUUCACCCAUUUCAGGAAAACGGUCCCUUGCCUUUUCCUCGACCGCGUGCCGGGUGGCGGGGUCAGACCCAGCAAAGGAGAGGAAACGAGGAAGGCGACCCCCGCCACCAGGAGGGGUCCAGCGGGCUUGCCCUUAUGAACCCGAAUCCCAGUUUCUCUUGUAGAAAGGAAGACUCGGAAGAAACCGUAGAAUAUUUUUAAAGUGUUUUUUCACAAUCAUGUACUAGGAAGCCAAUUUCAUACUAAACUGAUUAAAUAAUACAUUUAUGAUCUAAAACUGUUUGCACUUACAGCUUUUUUGUAAAUAUAAACUAUAAUUUAUUGUCUAUUUUAUAUCUGUUUUGCUGUAACAUUUAAGGAGAGACCAGACUUUUUUUUUUUUUAAAAAAAGAGUUUAUUUAGAAAGUAUCAUAGUGUAAACAAAUUGUACCACUUGGAUUUUAAUACAAGACUCAUGAUGCAAAGCUGAAGCCACUCAUGAGGAUUGUGCUUCUCUAGAAAGUUGGGGUUUUAAGAGGACAUCUGUGAACCAUACAUAAUUAAUAAAGAUUUCCUUUAAGGCAGAGGCUGGCCGAGAUCCUGCUCUGUGGUCUCCUGCCCCAGACAGCAGACGUGGUUCUGUUUCUCAGAGUCCCACCACCAGUUACUGGGUGUCCACGGACCGCACCCACCCCGAGCAUGGGAAGUGGGGCAGAGCGUGUGGGAAAUGGAGGGUUGUUAUGAGAAGGGAGUCGAUGGCAAAGGACAUACAGGUCCGUAUCCUAAGGGAGCCUAGCCCGAAGGGAGCCUAUUUUCCAGUGUGAAAUGCUCAACCGCCAGGACGGCGUGGCUUACACUGGUUCCGCACGGGUGGCGACGUGGCCUGUGCCGCCCUGGCCCAGCACCCCCACCCCCCACCCCCCACCUCAGUCUUUGGGUCUUGAGGCCAACUUAAUCGCGCUCUCCCCAUGGCGGAGAGCAGCCCAGUCAGCCUCUCAAUGACUUAGAAGCAGAAUCUGGAGCCGCUUCCAGCGGGGGCUCCGCAGAGCAGAGCGGGGCUGGAGGGCCUCCCCGGUCCCCGUACCCAGGUGGCAAAUCCAACCAGAAACGUUCUGGGAGGUGACAGGACAGUCAGGACAAGCCUCGUGGAACUUCCUUGCCCACAUUUUCUGUGGGAGAUGUCAAGUCUUAACGUUCACAUGGACUCUAGGCUUCAUGAGGACCUAACUAAAGACAUCUCUCAUGAGAUUUCCCAUGACUGACAGAGGCAUCCACACACACGCACACACACGCACACACACGCACGCACGCACACGGUUAUGGCACCAACAUUCUCUUAUUCAGGCACGUGUCAGAAAUCCCACUGCUCUCAUUACAAUGGCUGAGCUCUGCGAUGAAAGAAGCGUUGAGAGAGGCAGCAAAGCCGGGGGUGGGCGUGGAGGUAUCUUCCAGAGGCCUGGGGUUUCUGUUUUUAGAUCUGCUCCAAGCUAGUGACCAAGCACGCGAUCAGUCAGUUUUGCCCUUCAGAUCAGAGGAACAGCACUACUG
Messenger RNA from Nyctereutes procyonoides (raccoon dog), 3949 nucleotides. RefSeq names its product bone morphogenetic protein 6 (gene BMP6). Gene Ontology annotation, molecular function: growth factor activity; cytokine activity. Bases 123 to 1688 code for a protein of 521 amino acids. The record is from RefSeq and is a predicted model, not a curated record. The transcript is spliced from 7 exons. Gene Ontology annotation, biological process: SMAD protein signal transduction. NCBI's taxonomy places the organism in Eukaryota, Metazoa, Chordata, Mammalia, Carnivora, Canidae. Gene Ontology annotation, cellular component: extracellular region.